Messenger RNA from Cyprinodon tularosa, 4579 nucleotides. RefSeq lists its product as uncharacterized. The transcript is spliced from 22 exons. Bases 93 to 4145 code for a protein of 1350 amino acids. Gene Ontology annotation, biological process: proteolysis. The record is from RefSeq and is a predicted model, not a curated record. Lineage: Eukaryota; Metazoa; Chordata; Actinopteri; Cyprinodontiformes; Cyprinodontidae. Gene Ontology annotation, molecular function: serine-type endopeptidase activity.
CUGGGCAUGGCCUUAAACUGGCCGAGGCGUGUCUGCAGACCUGCUGCAGGUUAUUAUUGCUAAACCAGGUCAGUUGACUUUAACUCGCAGCAAUGGCUCUCUACAAGGUGGUUUGUGUGGCUGCUCUGCUGACUCUGCUGACCCAAGAUUCGGCUUCACAGCUGUCAGACUGUGGUCGGCCACAGCUGAACACCAGGAUUGUUGGAGGACAGGCAGCUCCUGCUGGCAGCUGGCCCUGGCAGGUCAGUCUGCACAGAUCGUCUCACUUCUGUGGAGGAUCCCUGAUUAACAACCAAUGGGUUCUGACUGCGGCUCACUGCGUCCCAACUGGAAAUCCAACCGGUAUCACAGUCUAUCUGGGCCGUCAGAGUCAGCAGGGAUCCAAUCCUAAUGAAGUCAGACGGACAGUAGCGACGAUCAUUGUUCAUCCAGACUACAACGAUCAGACCAACAACAAUGACGUUGCUCUAAUGAGGCUCUCCUCAGCCGUUACUUUCACCAGCUACAUCUCACCCAUCUGCCUGGCGGCCUCUGACAGCACCUUCUACAGCGGCACGGACUCCUGGGUCACCGGCUGGGGGAACGUUGGAUCUGAUGACCCUCUUCCUUUUCCUCAAAACCUGAUGGAGGUGGAGGUGCCAGUCAUUGGAAACAGGCGGUGUAAAUGUAGCAACUAUGAAGUGAGCACCAUCAAUGACAACAUGAUCUGUGCAGGACUCCUGGAAGGUGGAAAGGACUCGUGUCAGGGGGACUCAGGGGGGCCAAUGGUGAGCAAACAAAAUGGCCGCUGGAUUCAGUCCGGAAUUGUGAGUUUUGGUUUUGGCUGUGCUCUGCCGGAUUACCCGGGAGUCUAUGCAAGAGUCUCCCAGUAUGAAGCCUGGAUCAAAGCCCAAAUCAGCAGCAACCAGCCGGGAUUCGUCACUUUCACGUCUCCUGGCACGGACAGUGACCUCAGCAUCUCCUGCAGCGGUGUGCCACCAGUCACGACCCCCGAACCACCCUUGUAUUGUGGCCGGGCCCCAUUGAAUUCUGGGUUGGAUGGCAGUUCUGUGGCGACAGCUGGUCAGUGGCCCUUCAUGGCAAGCCUGCUAAAGAAUGGACAGCAUGUGUGUGGAGGAACCCUGGUGUCGAUGGACUAUGUUCUGAGCAGUGCUGACUGCUUCUCAAGUCCACUCAACGUGUCUGAGUGGAUGGUGGUGUUGGGUCGCCUGAGGCAGAAUGGAUCCAAUCCUUUUGAGAUGUCUCUGAAUGUGUCAGAGGUCUCUCUGAGCAACCUGUCAGAUCCCAACGUCGCAUUGCUUCGACUAUCCACCCAACCAACCCUAAGCAGCUACAUCCAGCCCAUCUGCCUGGACAACGGCAGAAGCUUCCCAGUCGGAUCUACAUGCUGGGCAACUGGGUGGAGCUCUGGGAGAGGAGGAGAGGAAGAAGUUCUGCAGGUGUUUAAAGCUCAGGUCCAGAGCUGUGGUAACAGGACCUCAAAUGAGAGCAUUUGUACGGAGCAGUUUCCUCUGCAGCAGGGUGACUCUGGAGGUCCACUCAUGUGUGAACAGGACGGUGCUUGGUUCCAGGCAGCAGUGGUGCUUCCAGCCAACGCCUCCGCCGUCCUAAAUCGAGAGGAUUCUGUGAUGCUCUUCAACAAACUCAGUCGAUAUCAGAAUUUCCUGACUGAGAAACUUGGGACGUUUUUAUCCCCAGAGCCCAGCGCUAACAGUACAUCAUCCAGCGGAAGCUCUCAGGCUCAUUUCUCCUUGUGUUUCCAUCUCCUCAACUUUGUCAUAUUUCUGCCUCUCUUUUCAGGGCAGCACAUCCUCCCCGACCCGGAGAAGGCACUGCACCCAUUUCUGGCUCAAGACCAUGACAGGAGCUUCAGCGAUGUCCUGGAAUCCAUCGAUGAAAAGCUAACUAGCCUAGACGCUCGCCUCGCCUUGCUGGAAUACAGCCAAGCGCAGCUAGCCUCCGUUACCGCUGAGAACGAAGCGCUGAAGGGGAAGGUCACCGAACUCACUGAGGGGAUGAUCCAGCUGUCCGGCGAAAAUAAGAAGAUUAAGGAAUCCAUUCUGGACUUUCAGUCGCGGAGCAUGAGAGACAAUCUUGUCUUCGCAGGAAUUGAUGAGCGGCAGGAGGAGGAUCCCGAGGCGACAAUCCGUGAGUUCCUCCAGCAGAAGCUAAAAAUCCCGGCGAAUCAGGUAAAAAACAUCACCUGCCAUCGCGUUAACCGGCUCGGAGAGUCUAAAUCUCAGCUCUCUGACUGUGGUCGGCCACAGCUGAACACCAGGAUCGUUGGAGGACAGGCAGCUCCUGCUGGCAGCUGGCCCUGGCAGGUCAGUCUGCACAAAUCAUCUCACUUCUGUGGAGGAUCCCUGAUUAACAACGAAUGGGUUCUGACUGCGGCUCACUGCGUCUCAAAUGGAAAUCCAUCCGGGAUCACGGUCUAUCUGGGCCGUCAGAGUCAGCAGGGGUCCAAUCCCAAUGAAGAGAGACGGACAGUAACGCAGAUCAUUGUUCAUCCAGGCUUCAGCUUUUCCACACUUGACAACGACAUUGCCCUAAUGAAGCUCUCCUCAUCUGUAACCUUUAACUCCUACAUCUCACCUGUCUGCCUGGCUGCUUCCGACAGCAGCUUCUACAGUGGAGUCAACUCAUGGGUCACCGGCUGGGGCAACAUCGGGUCCAGUGCACCUCUGCCUUUUCCACAAAACCUGAUGGAGGUGGAGGUACCAGUUGUGGGAAACAGGGGAUGUAAAUGUAGCUAUGGAGCUAGCACCAUCACCAGCAAUAUGAUAUGUGCUGGCUUAACUGUGGGAGGAAAGGAUGCCUGCCAGGGAGACUCUGGAGGUCCAAUGGUGAGCAAGCAGAGAGACCGCUGGAUUCAAGCAGGAAUUGUUAGUUUUGGACAAGGUUGUGCAUUGCCAGAUUUCCCUGGAGUCUAUUCUAGAGUUUCCCAGUAUCAGACCUGGAUCAACGAUCAUAUAACUACCAACCGUCCAGGCUUUAUUACCUACACACCCGAUGAAACUACAACUGACCCUGACCUCAGCGUCUCCUGUGCAGAUGUACCCCCAAUUAUAUUACCAACCACUACCACCACAACUACCACCACUACUACCACUACUACUACUGCUACCACAACUACUACUACAAGCAUUAUGAAACCAAAACCUACAACUGGCUCAGUAGCAACAAAUCUAAACACAACCAAUGUGACCAAGCCAACAACCAAACCUAUAACCACCACAGCAACAUCCAGUACAAAGACCACCACCACCUCUCCACAGCCCACCAUCCCCAGGCCUCUAGUUUGUGGGCGAGCUCCACUAAACACCCGUAUUGUAGAUGGAAGCCCGCUGGUGACUGAGGGUAAGUGGCCGUGGAUGGCGAGCUUGCAGCAUUUAGGGAAGCAUGUGUGUGGAGGGACGCUGGUGUCAGAGGACGCCGUUCUGACCAACGCCAAAUGCGUUUCAAGCUCCCUCAAUGGGUCUGAGUAUACCGUUGUGUUGGGUCGUCUGAAGCAGAACGGAUCAAACCCUAAUGAGCAGACUUUCAAUGUGGCCAACAUCACUUUGAGCAAUCUAACAGGUUCCAACAUUGCAUUGCUUCAGCUGUCCACCAAACCCAUCCUAAACAAUUAUGUUCAGCCCAUCUGCCUGGAAAAUGGCAGAAGCUUCUCAGCUGGAUCUACAUGCUGGGCCACAGGCUGGAGUUCUGGGAAUGGAGGAGAAGAGCAAGUUCUUCUGGAGUUCAAGACCACUGUUGUUGAAUGUGAGAAUAUAUCAUCUGCUGACAGCAUAUGUACCCAGGUGUUUACAUUGGAACAGGGUGACUCCGGCGGCCCACUCAUGUGUAAACAGGAUGGAUCUUGGUUCCAGGUCGUCGUUCUGUUUUUUGUUGGCAUCUCUACCAGACCAAGAAGACAAACUCCUCUGAUGGUCUUUGAAAAUCUGAAUCGCUUUGAGGACUUCCUGCUUCAGUCUCUGGGGACAUUUCUGAGUCCGACCAUUCGAGAGAACAGCACCGUCACCAACGGCACUGUCGACUCCACAACUGCAACCAUCAUGACGACCAGUGGAGGGACUCAGACCCACAUGUCCUCUGUCUUCUGCCUGUCUCUACUUGUGGUGUUUUUUCUCCAAGUCUUUCUGUAGAAAUGUCCAACUCCACCUGUUACCCGUUGCAUCGGAAAAAUGACUGUAAGCUGUUGUUCAAGGAAGAAUCUGCCUGAUUUGGACCAAUUUCUAAACCUGCUAAGGAAUCUUUGAACCUUCUGGUUUCUAUCCUCAGUAAGAGUCAUGGUAAUGCUUUCUUUAUUGGGGACCAGUGAAGGACCUGUUUACCUUGCAGCUUUAGAGGUCCCACAACACUUAUGUUUCCUACAUCUUUGGACUAAAGAGACGAAUCAAGCCGCCUUUGGUGAAACAACUUUUUUCUGUGGUUCUGAGACGUCCAAACUUACGUUUCUGUCCCUCAUUGAUUGGUGUGUUGGUUUUGAUGAUGGUGUGGUUGGUCUCUGUCUCCUUUAUGCUUUGAUUAAAAUCUGAACCCAGAAUCUGUUUAAUAAAAAUCUACUGAGGAACAAUGA